AUGCAUCUGUUUCUGAGGCAGGUCUGGGUGCUGACGGUCAAGAACCUGCUGCUCGUCUGUGUCCGGCCUUAUCGCUCAACUGGGUGGAGGGCCUUGGUCUUGCCGGUUGUCUUUAUUGCCUUCAUAUCGUUUGCCAAGAACCUGUUUGUCGAACCAUCUAUCUAUGGAAUCGGAGACCCAACCCCGGUGCGGACCUUCUCUGAUGCCCUGGAUACAAUUGGGGGAGGCCGAAAUAAACUUGUCUUUGUCAAUAGCGGCUUUGAAACCGGCAACAUCCUACAGGUCAUCGACGCCGUCUCCGAUCCCGCGAAAGCGCAGGGGAAAGACUUCUACGUCCUUACCGACGAAGAAAAGCUAGACCUUGAUUGUCGAAGCUCACUCCGUGGUGUUUCGUCAUGUAUAGCGGCUGUUAUCUUUCAUUCUUCGCCUACAGAGGGCCCUGGUGGGAUAUGGAACUAUACUCUCCGCACAGAUGGCUCGCUGGGGGAAAAGAUCGACGUCAAAAAGACAAGGAAUGACCAGGAGCUAUAUCUCCUACCGUUUCAGCAUUCGAUAGAUUGGGCGAUUGCUCGAGUCGAGAAUGUCACUGGUCUCCCUAGCGAGGUCGACGAGUAUCCUUACACAUCUUUGACACAGAAGCAACGUGAAGAAAAGAUCAGAUCUGCUUAUAUGAGCGCAAUCAUUGAUAUCUUGGGCGAUGCAAUUUUCAUCGGGAGCGUCGGCGUCACAUAUCAUUUGACUGGUCUCAUGGCUUCUGAGCGUGAGCUGGGAAUGAGCCAGUUAAUCGACUGCAUGAUGCCAAAUACAGCCCGUUGGCAGCCGCAAGCUGCUCGUUUUACUGCAGCUCAUCUCGCAUUGGACAUGGUCUACGGUCCUGCGUGGAUCAUCACUGCCUUGAUAUUGAAGUUCGGCGUGUACAGUAAGACGUCUGCCGGAGUCACUGUCAUCUUCAAUCUCCUGAUGGGACUAUCUCUAUCCUCAUUCUCGAUUUUUGGUGCCUUCUUCUUCAAGAAAGCACAGCUCAGUGGCAUCUCCAUGACAAUAACCUGUCUGGUUCUGGGGAUCAUUGCUCAAUUGGCCUCGAUCACUGCAAAUGCGGCUGUUGUCAUUCUCAGCCUAAUAUUUCCACCGAUGAACUACGUCUUCUUCUCGAUAUUAAUGGCGCGGUGGGAAAAGCAGAAUCUGCCGACGGACCUUACCCAGGCGGCUCCAGGGAGCCCGUGGACUGUUCCAGGCAUUGUGCUAUGGAUAUUGUUAAUCAUUCAGAUUGUCUUAUACCCUUGCAUCGGCGGUCUUGUAGAGCGAAGGCUUUACAGUACUGCCUCUAAAGAUCGGAACACAUCGAGAUCUGGAUCACCGUCUGCUCUGAGGCUUCAAGGUUUGGAAAUCGUCAAUGGCCAGAUCAUGGUGCUUCUUGGGGCAAACGGAUCUGGAAAAUCCACGACUCUUGAUGCCAUUUCGGGUCUCACAAAGAUAACAUCAGGCGAGAUCAAUUUGAACCACGAGGAAGACGGCAUAAGAUCUGGACUUUGCCCUCAGAAGAAUGUACUAUGGGACACCUUGACUGUUAUGGAACAUAAGCAGCUGUCGGAGCUCCUACAUGCCUGUGAUCUUAGCAAAAAGGUAAAAGCCUUCUCGAAGACGCUCUCUGGAGGCCAGAAAAGAAAGCUUCAGCUAGCCAUGAUGUUCACUGGCGGCUCAUCCAUCUGCUGUGUUGAUGAAACAGAAGAUUUGGGAUAUCCUUUGGCUGAGAGAGGGUCCCGAACCAUUCUUUUGACCACCCACUUCCUUGAUGAGGCAGAGCUACUAGCGGACCAUAUCGCUAUUCUGUCCAAGGGCGCGCUCAAGGCCGAAGGGUCCAGUGUGGAAUUGAAGCACCGGCUUGGCUCUGGAUACCGUAUUCACGUGUACAAUCUCCCCAGUUCGUCCAGGAUCUCGAACCUGAAAAUUGCAGGCGCCAGCAAGCAAGUCCACUUUGACGAAACCGUUUACACUGUGCCAACAUCCGCAGAUGCCGCGAAUCUUGUUACCAUGCUAGAAGAAGAAAAAAUCACGGAAUACCGUGUUAGUGGACCGACCAUCGGAGAUGUUUUCCUCAAGGUUGCACAGGAUAUAGACCUUCCUCUUGCUUCUUCUGAAGAUGAUUCCAGUGUUAUCAAUGAGAAGCCAAAAGAUGACGGGACGCAGGAAAUUCCUAAUCAGUCUUCCACCGCGCCCCGGCUUCUUUCUGGAAAGCAGAUAGGGAUGCUGCGUCAAGCGUGGGUGCUCUUUUGCAAGAGAGUCACCAUCCUCCGCCGCAACAACUUCUUGUAUGUCGCAGCACUCCUGAUUCCUGUCAUUGCAGCAGCUCUGGUUACUUUAUUCUUGAAGAGUGCCAGCAGAGCUGGCUGUUCUAGUACCAGCGCCUACUCCACUCCCAGCUUAGAAGCCCUUGACACACUUGCGAAUAUUGAUAUAGUGUUGGGUCCAACUGACAAGGUAACAACGUCGGCAUUGGAUUUAUAUUGUCAAUGUUGGAAAAAUCGCCUUCAUUUGGUCGACAGUCUUCAAGAAUUCAACACCUACAUCGACGACCACUUUGCGAAUGUGACGCCAGGAGGCUUCUAUAUCGGGGAUUCCUCCUCUCUACCAUCAUUAGCUUGGAAUGGCGAUGAAGACGAUUUUGCCCUGGCUUCUAUCAUUCAAAACGCUCUUGACAUCUUCGUGACGAACACUUCCAUCGGCUUUCAGUUCCAUUACUUUGCUAUCCCAUGGGCAUCGGGCUUGGGCAAGUCCCUUCAGCUCAUUGUCUACUUUUGUCUCGCCAUGGCGGUCUAUCCUGCUUUUUUCUCCUUGUAUCCGACAUUCGAGCGACUGAGACGGAUUCGGGGUCUACACUACAGCAAUGGAGUCAGAAGCCUCCCGCUCUGGCUGGUGUACCUCGCCUUUGACUUUUGCAUCGUGGUCGCCAUCAGCGUGCUGGCUAUCGUGGCAUUUCGAGCUGCUUCCGAUAUCUGGUAUCAUUCGGAGUAUCUCUUUGUUGUCUUCUUCCUCUACGGACUCUGCUCCACACUGUUUUCGUAUGUGAUCUCACUAUUUGUGAGCUCACAACUCGCGGCUUUCGCAUUUGCUGCCGGGGCCCAGUGCGUAGGGUUCCUGAUCUACUUAAUUGCUUACCUGUGUAUCCUGACUUAUGCUCCCACUGCCAAGAUCGACUCUUAUAUCACCAUUGCCCAUUUUGUGAUUUCUGUGGUGACGCCUAUGGGCAGCCUUACUCGAGCAAUGUUCUCCUCUCUCAACAUCUUCUCUAUCCUCUGCCGUGAUAAAGAAGUGGCCUCCUACCCCGGAGAGAUCACUCUUUACGGCGGCCCUAUUGUCUAUUUGGUUGUCCAGUCUUUGAUACUAUUUGCAGCACUUCUAUUGCUGGAUGAGGGUCCCGCAUUGUCAAGGCUGCUAGUAUGCACCAAGGGCCGUGGACCGGAUCUGGAAGACAGUGGCCGAUUAGAGCCAAUUGUCGGCGGCAAUGCGCCUGCUGAUAAUGACGGCUUGGGUGCCAGGCACCUAACCAAAUCGUUCAAAAAGAUAACCGCUGUCGAAGACGUCACCUUCGGAGUGAACAAAGGCGAGGUUUUCGCGCUUCUGGGACCCAACGGCGCCGGAAAGACGACCACCAUCAGUCUCAUACGCGGUGAUAUCAAGCCGUCCAGGCGGGGCGGGGAGAUCUUAGUCGAGAAUGUAUCCGUCAUCAAAAAUCGAGCUGCCGCAAGAGCGCAUCUCGGGGUGUGUCCGCAGUUCGACGCGAUGGACCAGACGACCGUGCUCGAGCAUUUGCGAUUCUACGCCCGUAUCCGGGGUGUGUCGGAUGUAGAGCACAAUAUCAGAGAGGUGCUUCGCGCCGUGGGACUCACACCAUUCCAGCACCGCAUGGCGAUGAAGCUGUCUGGCGGAAACAGACGGAAACUGUCGCUGGGAAUCGCGCUGAUGGGGAACCCGGCCAUGCUGCUUCUCGACGAGCCCUCCUCGGGCAUGGACGCAGCCUCGAAACGGGUGAUGUGGAAGACGCUGGUCUCUGUGGUACCCGGACGGUCGAUCGUGCUCACCACGCACUCCAUGGAGGAAGCAGACGCGCUGGCCAACCGGGCUGGGAUCAUGGCGAAGCGAAUGCUAGCGCUAGGCACAACGGACGAUCUCCGGGCCCGGUAUGGUAACAUGUACCAUGUCCAUCUGGUACACUCGCAAGCACCGCACACCUCCGACUCGGACAUGGAACGCAUCCGCCGAUGGGUGAUUGAGACCUUCCCCGGUGCCGAGAUCGAACAAAAGACCUACCAUGGCCAAUUGAGAUUCAGUGUGCCGGCAUCACUUGCUGUCGACCCGCCCUUUAAUACUCCUACUACCAAUAAUAAUCAAGAUUGUUCCAUCAGUCAAAGACAACAAGGGGACGGCCUGGUCGUGCACCUCCCAGAUGCAACGUCCAAGAACAGCGGGAUCGGAACCCUCUUCGCCAGCCUUGAGAACGACAAGCAACAAUUGGGAUUCCAGCACUAUUCCGUUAGCCAGACAUCUUUGGAUCAGGUCUUCUUGACAAUAGUCGGUCAACACAACGUGCAAGAGGAGAACUCGGGGUAG
Penicilliopsis zonata CBS 506.65 is the source of this 4608-nucleotide messenger RNA. RefSeq lists its product as hypothetical. Gene Ontology annotation, biological process: lipid transport; transmembrane transport. The record is from RefSeq and is a predicted model, not a curated record. The transcript is spliced from 7 exons. Bases 1 to 4608 code for a protein of 1535 amino acids. Gene Ontology annotation, molecular function: ATP hydrolysis activity; lipid carrier activity; ATP binding. Gene Ontology annotation, cellular component: membrane; intracellular membrane-bounded organelle. Lineage: Eukaryota; Fungi; Ascomycota; Eurotiomycetes; Eurotiales; Aspergillaceae.